AUGAAAAUUGAAUUAAAUUUUUCAAAUAUUGGCGGCAUUGUAGUUGUAUUAACAGGCAGACGAUUCAUACGAGAAGGUGGAGUUACAAGGCAGAAUGAUCGUCAAAACUAUGCACCAACAUACAAAUUAGUUGUUGUCGGUGGUGGCGGUGUAGGAAAAUCAGCACUAACAAUUCAAUUUAUACAAAGUUAUUUUGUAUCUGAUUAUGAUCCAACCAUUGAGGAUUCAUAUACAAAACAAUGUGUAAUCGAUGACAUAACUGCCAAAUUAGACAUUUUAGAUACUGCUGGUCAAGAAGAAUUUAGUGCAAUGAGAGAACAGUAUAUGAGAUCUGGAGAGGGAUUUCUUUUAGUGUUUUCAGUUACUGAUCGAGCGAGUUUUGACGAAAUGUACAAAUUCCAUAAACAGAUAUUAAGAGUUAAAGAUAGAGAUGAAUUUCCCAUGCUUAUGGUUGGCAAUAAGGCUGAUUUAGAACAUCACAGGAGUGUGUCAACUGCAGAUGCCCAAAGAUUAUCACAAGAUCUUCGUGUGCCAUACAUUGAAUGCAGUGCAAAAUUAAGAAUGAAUGUCGAUCAAGCAUUUCAUGAAUUGGUGAGAAUCGUUCGUAAAUUUCAAGUCGCAGAAAGACCUCCAUUAAAGCCGAGUUUGAACAAAACUAAGAAAAAAUGCGUGAUAAUAUGA
Messenger RNA from Pediculus humanus corporis (human body louse), 681 nucleotides. RefSeq names its product ras, putative. Bases 1 to 681 code for a protein of 226 amino acids. Gene Ontology annotation, biological process: signal transduction. The record is from RefSeq and is a predicted model, not a curated record. Gene Ontology annotation, molecular function: GTPase activity; GDP binding; GTP binding. Gene Ontology annotation, cellular component: plasma membrane. NCBI's taxonomy places the organism in Eukaryota, Metazoa, Arthropoda, Insecta, Psocodea, Pediculidae. The transcript has 5 exons.